Linum trigynum is the source of this 5255-nucleotide messenger RNA. Lineage: Eukaryota; Viridiplantae; Streptophyta; Magnoliopsida; Malpighiales; Linaceae. The record is from the annotation of a GenBank genome assembly.
UAGUAAAGGUUGAAAUCAUAUGAAAGAGAAUAAAAUUGACCUUUAAAAAUUUGAAAUAAACUGAAAAAUGGAUAUAUCUAAGGUUAAAAUUACAUGAAAUUCACCUUUAAAAUGUGAAUAAAUACUCAAUAAAAUAUAAAAAUAAUUUGAAAGUUUACAUAUCAAAAGUUGGAAGUUAAAUGGAAAAAAGAGUGGAAAUGUGGGAGUCGAACCCAACCCCUUCUAUUUCCAAGAUUUUAAACAAACUGCUUGAGGCUUGAGCUAGCUUCGUCCCUGCAUCAGGGUCCUUUUGUAGAGUUCGCCGGAAAGGGAUAUCGACAAAAUAAAAUAAGUAAAUAAAAGUUGAAUGGAAAGGAAGGAAGGAAUUAAUGGGAAAAAGUUGACGGAUAACUUUCCGUCUGUGUGGCCAUCUGGCGGUUAGGGCCAGUUCUCAUGAGCCAAUCGGUUUGGGUUUAGAUUGAAUAAACUUAACCAGUGCCACCUCACAUGGUCAGUGGCGGAUACGUGGCAUUUGGGGUAUCCCGAACACCCUUAAAAUUUGGGAACACGAUUAUUCAACCGUCAUAGUAAUUUGUAUAUGAUGAAAAAUAUUUAAGUGAUAGCGGGACACUCUUAAAAUUUGAAAAAAUAGUUAUUCAAACCUUAGUAAUAGUUUGUGUAUGUGUAAAUAAAAAGGUUUAAGUGGUACCCUAUAUGAUUUGAAUUUGAAUUUGAGUCGUUGCUACUAUUAGUAAACAUAUUUUUCAUUAGACCACAACGCAUUUGUUCUUGUAUUUUAAAUCCAAAUAUACUAGUAAGCAGCUAUUCCUUAUCCUCAAUUAUUUUCAGAAGCUAACGAUUAAAUCCAAUUACGGACUCCCCUUGUCUAGGAGGAUAUAUCAGGAGAGAUUUGUAAAGCAUUAUUAGACACGAAUUGUUACAAUUUUUCAUAAUACAAAACACAUCAUAUGCAUUUUUGUAUUAUGUACAAGUCAGAUAUCUUCUUAUUUAAUUAUUAAUUUAUUAUAAUUUUUAGGUGAGGACACCCCUAUGUAAAUUUUUGGUUCCACCACAACACGUGGCCCAAUAAAAAAAUGCGUUACCAAUGCCACACUUUUUACCGCGGAAUUGUAGUAUUCAGGCUUGGUACCAAGCCGGCAAGAGAGGCUUGGUGGCCAGGCAACAGGGUACCAAGCCGACAAGACAAGUUUGGCAGCAAGCAAUGCAGUCAAAAUCGCGCUUUAAAACUUAAAAACUUACAGUUUUACGCUUCUAGAACACUAAAACGCUUUCGUUUCCAUAUAAAAUCUUAAGUGUAUAAAAUUGGGACUGAAUGCGCUUUAAAGCUUAAAAGCUUACGCUUUUACGCUUCUGGUUCACCAAAACGCUUUACGCUUUUACGCUUCUAGUUCACUAAAGGAGUAUUCUAUUCACGAAAAUACUUAUAUUUUACUAAAAGAUACAUAUCAAGUACUUGGGUGCAUUCUUAGAUUCAAUAGAGUAAUCUAAUUCACCAACUAGGCCCUUCCCAAAAUCACUAGCUUAGAGGGGAAGGUAGCUUAUGGUUAAGAUAUAUGUUUAUGAACGUAAUGUUAAAAUGCUAUGAGUUUCUCAACUUUAGACAUGAAUUACAGGUAUUUAUUAACUUAUCUAAACUAUGUGCACUCAUAUUUUACAUAGUAUAUGUCGUACUUAACACAUUUUCCGUUAUUUUAAAGUAUGCGUAAAAAACUUACGUUUUUACGCUUUGAUUCUACGGUUUACGAUUUUACCCAUUUUCCACUUCUAGGUAGAAUCGCGCUUUUGACUGCAUUGGCAGCAAGAUAUGAAAUUUGGCUAAGUCUAGAUACUAAGCCAACAAGAUAGGCUAGGUAGCCAGGCAAGAGGGUAACAAGAUGGCAGGGCGGCAAACUACUAGUUUAAUGAGGCUCCAAAAAACUAAGUAUAGAGAUCAAGCUGACAGGGUGCCAAUCCGAUGAGGUACAAGUCGUCGUGGAUAAUCUCUAGAUUCUCAAGACGAAGUAGGAAAUCUUGGGAGUGGUGGUUGGUCGGCCAAGGCACCAAGCCAACAAGGGUAAGCCGACGAGAUGGAUUUAUUUAAGAGAUGAUAAAAUAGGUGUGGUAUGGAGAUGACAAGUUGGCACCAAGACGAGCUUCCCAAAACUAAGCUUUAGACCAUGUACUUAGACGUGAAGUGACAAUACUCGACGCCAAGUCGACGCGGCAUCAAGGCCUUCAAGUAUCAACUAGUCACCAAGAUAGGACAAGCGGCCCCCAAUGCAAUAGGAGUGAACACCAUGGCGAUAGUGAUUAGGACCCCGAGGUGAUUGAAGCAACUGGCCAGCAGUGGUUAGGAAAUUGUAAAUAUUGUUACUACAUAAAUAUGAAAAUAGUUCAUAGGAUGCAUAAUUACCAUAAUUCUAUUAAAGAGGAAUUGUCAUACUAAUUGUUUACACCUAAAUAUUAACAUUGUACCACAUCGUUUAUUUUAAGAAAAUUUGUUGGCUUUGUAAGGCUAGCACGACAUUAAAAAUAAAUGAGCUAAUUGGGCCUUGUUGGGUUGUGUUUUUGGGCCUAAGUGACCAAACUUCCUCUCCCUGACCUAGGUGACUGACCACACCCAUUGUCUCCAUACCCGAUACCUCCUCUAUGUUGUAACAAGCUAGUUUGUAUGAUAUGUGGCUCUCACAAACUAAGUCUGGAAACAAGACAUGCUUGGUAGCUAAGCAACAAGGUACCAAGCCGGCAAGACAGGCUUGGCAGCAAGAUAUGAAAUUUUGCCAAGUCUGGAUACUAAGCCGACAUGAUAGGCUAGGUAGCCAGGCAAGAGGGUAACAAGCUGGUCGGGCGGCAAACUACUAGUUUAAUGAAGCUCUAAAAGCUAAGUAUAGAGAUCAAGCUAGCAGGGUGCCAACCCGAUGAGGCACAAGUCGUCGUGGAUAAUCUCUAGAUUCGCAAGACUAAGUAUGAAAUCUUGGGGGUGGAGUUUGGUCGGCCCAGGCACCAAGCCAACAAGGGUAAGCCGACGAGAUGGACUUAUUAAAGAGCUGAUAAAAUAGGUUUGGUACGGAGAUGACAAGUUAGCACCAAGACGAGCUUCCCAAAACUAAGCUUCAGGCCAUGCACUUAGAUGUGAAAUGACAAGACUCUACAUCAACCCGGCGCGACAUCAAGGCCUUCAAGGACCAACCAGUUACCAAGAUGGGACAAGUGGCCCCCAAUGCGAUAUGAGUGAAUACCAAGACGAUGGCGAUGAGGACCCCGAAGUGAUUGAAGCAACUAGCCAACAGCGGUUACAAGGGCAGUUACACCUAAUGAUUAUAAAUAGCAUAAACAAAAACUAGGAAAAAGGGUUCCACAACCGAACACUUGAUGCCCAAAGUCAAACUUUACCUUUUCUUUGCAAAUUAGCCAUAGGUAGUUUCUUGAGCUCUCACUGAAGGUCCAUAGGAGUAGAGUAACAUAACUUAACUUGUUCCCAAAAGACCAUCAAAACAUCAAACACCCCUCGUUCGAAGAUUGUUCGUAGAGGUUUGAACCGUGUUGUUUGUCGUUGUUGAAGAAUUCAAAGGUUCAAAUCAUUCAUAUCAAACACUAUAGUUUUCCUUGCCGAAAAAUAAAUUGGCACACCCGGUGGGACACUUGUGUUUGAUUUGAUGGCUCCAUGACAGAGACAACAAGAAGACGAUCUUUCACCCGAGUUUGUAAUGGAGCUAGUGGGCAAGUAUGAACUUGGAAAAUUAGCAAGAGGUGACACCGAAAAUAAUGGUGGGGCAGAAGUUUAGCCGUUUUCCGGUGCCAUGUGUGGGCGGAACGACCGCCAGAGGCGGAGGCAGGAUCCAGAGAUCGGGGGGCCGGACAUUUUUAUAGUAUCCGUCAAAAUUUUCUAAGAAGAUAAAUAAUAAUUCAUUCAUUAUAGAAACCCAAGCAAUAUUUUAGAUAAUUAAAAGAUAUAAACAUGUGCUAUGAACUCAAAUUUUAUGUAAUGGUCUGUUCAAAAUAAAUACUAAAUGACCAGCAUACUUCAUCUUUAAUUAUCUGGUUUGAACUUUAAAAUUAGAAAAUAUAUGAAGAUGAAGUGAAAAAGUUAAGUAAUUAGUUCAAAUUUUAAGCAAAAAUUAAACCAAAAAGAGAAAAAACUGCAAAAAUAUGGUCCUGGCAGGGAUUGAACCUAAAUACCUGGAAGAUACUAAAAGCUACUUUCCGUUGGACUAGAGCUAGGAAAAGUUUAACAGUUUUGCGUGGAACGGUAAUUGUAUAAUAUUUAAUUUCUUCAUAAUUUUCAAAAAUUCUCGAUAUUUUUACAUGCCAUCUUCAGAAUUCCCCCCCCCCCCCCCCCAAGGAACAAGGUAGCUCCGCCCCUGACGACCGCCACCUUAUCUCUCUGCCAGUUGGUUGAUGGAGGAGGCUUUGGCAGGGUACACAAACAAAUGGUCUUGAAUUGAUUUUGUCCAUUCUCCCCUAAAUCGAUGUUUGGAGAUGAGUUUUUAUAAAUAAAUAAAAAAUAAUUUUGAGGAGUUCGGCCAAUUUUUUAUGAAAUCUGUAUUGAGAUAAAAGGUUUUGGCUGAAGAUGGUAUAGAUCCACCAUCAAGCAAUGUUAUUGGAGAUAUAAGUCUUCUAGCCUCUGGUGACCGGAACGCCCAGGCAUGGCCAAGAAACUUGUUGCCCUUUGUAGAAAGUCAACCACCCUUUCAACAUGUCGAUUACGGCAAAAAUAUUAUAAUAAAUUAUAGGAUGCUAAUUGAGGAGUUUUGACAUAAUGCAAAACAGCUUAUGCGCGAAAAGAAUAAGUGACAUAGUCACGGGCAUUUAUUCCUCUAAGUCCUAACAAUAGUAAAUAACUCGUGUUUGUAUAACUGUAGUGUAUCGAUGGUCCGACUAGAAAAGCCUCCUACCGAAAGCUAAACUGGUAGGUGGUUUUUCGCGGUAUGAAGCAGUUGAACCAAGGUAAAACCACGAUAAAUAUCCUACAGCUGACUUAUCCGGUACAACUUCGGAUACGGUUUUUUUUAUUUUAUUUUUUUAUCAUCUCGUCAACAACGCAACAAUUAGGAAAAAAUAAUAUACUAGAAGCCUCAAUCAUCCACCGAAAAAAUUUGAAGUGAUAAGCAAAUUGACACCACCGGCAAAAAAAAAAAAAAUCAACAUAACAUAACAUAAUCUGCAUGAAGUACAUCCAAAGUACGUAGUAUGAACAGUGAAGUACAAAAAUUUAUGGAAGAUGACAUCACAAUUUACAUGUCGUAGCUUAUCCGCAAUAUAUUAAGCAAUAUUUA